GAACAGUAACUAGAGUCGACAAAACGUAUUUACCGAAUAGUUUUUAUUUUUUAAUUCCAGACUUUUCACAGGUGAAUCGAAAGUAAUUGGUGCACGUUGUUCACAUCACUCAAAAUGAAUGUAACUGAAUUUCAGCUUCCUCUGACCGAGUAUGAUUUCGAGCGCCACUUUGAUGAGAGGGUUGCCAUUGAAUGGAUGCAAGACAACUGGAAAAAGUCAUUUUUGUUUGGUGGUGUGUAUGUUGUGCUUGUGUUUGGUGGGCAGCACUUUAUGAGGGAAAGACAAAGACUUGAUCUGCGGAGACUAUUGCUGCUGUGGUCCCUCAGUUUGGCCGUCUUUAGUAUCAUUGGAGCUUUGAGAACUGGGUGCUACAUGUUAUACGUUCUCAGUACCAGUGGUUUUAAACAGUCUGUUUGUGAUCAGAGCUUCUAUAGUGGACCAAUUAGCAAGUUCUGGGCUUGUGCCUUUGUGAUGAGCAAGGCCCCAGAGUUAGGGGACACCAUAUUCAUCGUCCUGCGCAAACAGCGACUCAUCUUCCUGCACUGGUAUCAUCACAUCACUGUGCUGGUCUAUUCCUGGUAUUCCUACAAAGACCAGGUUGCUGGUGGCGGCUGGUUCAUGACCAUGAAUUACAUGGUGCAUGCGCUCAUGUACAGCUACUACGCUGCUCGAGCUGCACGACUACAUGUCCCGAAACCCUGCGCCAUCAUCAUCACUUCCUCCCAAAUAGCCCAGAUGGCCAUGGGGCUGGCAGUAAGUGCGCUGGUGUACCGAUGGAUGCAGGAUGGGGAUUGCCCUUCUUAUGUAGAUAACAUCAUGUGGGCUUCACUUAUGUAUCUCAGCUAUUUACUCCUCUUUUUGUCUUUCUUUUAUCAGUCUUACGUGAAGGGUUCAAAGCCCACGGGCAUCAAAACUGACUGAGAUACAGACUGGAUGAUUCGAAUGUUGUGUUAAUUGUUCGUUUAACAUGUAUGUUAGAGUCUGGUUAUAUUAAGCUGUUUCAGGGCCUUUUUUAUUGUAUUGGUUGACCAAAGAAUGUAAAGUGCAACUUCAUUUUGUGGUUCUGAACAGCAAAAUGACUUGCCAAACUUUUUUUUAGGGUGAUUUUUAAGUCCUCCGACUGCUCUUACAGGCCAAGAUGCCUAAUCUUCAAAACUCCAUAUUUGUUUACUCUUGUAGCAGUCAUGCCCUGGGCCUGAACUCAUCUGACAUGUGUGGUGUUUUUUGGAUUAUGUGCUAAAAUCCCUAAUGUUUGUUUUGUAUCUGUGUACUUGUGCACCUUUCAUUGGGCCACACAAUGUAAAAAAUGGUAUCCAUUAAGUAGAUGUUCUUCUGUCCCUGUGGGGCGUGUAGGAUUAGUGCUUGCAUAUACCAUGCGCUUCAACCUCAUGAUGUUUUAGAAACUUGAAAUAUCUGUGCUGACUGGUUGGACAGGUUCCCAUAAAUUUGUUGGUGGACAGUGUUUAAGCUGGAAUUCUCGAUGCUCCAGAAUGACGACACCCAUUUCCCCCUCAGUCCUGAGGUCACUGCAGCUCAAAGUUACUGAAAUACCUGUUUGAGGAAUAACUGAUAAUUGGCUCUCACUUGCCCUGGAAUAACACAUGGGCAGAGUCAGUAUGAAAUGUUCCUUAGUUCUGAGGUUUACAGGUUUUGUGACUAUUGCUGUGACGGUGUCCGAAUUUGUGCUUGAUGGGGCAGUUAUACUUUAGCCAUCUGUAUGAUUAUGUUUCUUGCAUUAGUCAAAUGUACAGUUGUAUUUGUCUAUUUAACUGAUCACAUUUGGGAAGUAGAUAUUAGUUGAAAGAUUUAUCACCUAAAUGGUUAAGGAGGUGUUGUCACAUUCCAAUGAGUUAAGGUUCCCCCUUAAAUGGAUAUUUUCUUUAAAUAUUGUAUUCUGUACUAGACUCUAAUGUCUGAUCAACCUUACCUGGUAUAAUUUGAAAUGUUGCUGCUACCCCCUGCAAGAUUUGACCAAAAAUGGUUUUAUUCUUGUUUUCCCUGUCUGUUUCUUAGAAUCAUCAUUUUAUUUCAAGUCUGAGGUGGUUUUUUUUUUUUAUUUUUUU
Messenger RNA from Myxocyprinus asiaticus (Chinese sucker), 2063 nucleotides. RefSeq names its product elongation of very long chain fatty acids protein 6-like. Gene Ontology annotation, cellular component: endoplasmic reticulum; endoplasmic reticulum membrane. Bases 115 to 921 code for a protein of 268 amino acids. The transcript has 4 exons. NCBI's taxonomy places the organism in Eukaryota, Metazoa, Chordata, Actinopteri, Cypriniformes, Catostomidae. Gene Ontology annotation, molecular function: fatty acid elongase activity. The record is from RefSeq and is a predicted model, not a curated record. Gene Ontology annotation, biological process: sphingolipid biosynthetic process; fatty acid elongation, saturated fatty acid; very long-chain fatty acid biosynthetic process.